AGCGGUGGUUGCCGGGGUGACGGCAGGCGAGCUGGCGAGCUGGAGGAGUGAGAGCACCGCCGGGUAGCAGCCAGCUGUAGGUCUGAAUCUCUCGCAGAUGGAGAGAUGGCAUCGUCACCGCAUGCCAGAACAUUAUGAGCAGUUUAUUUCUUUCUCCACAAAGUAGAUCCUUAGCCCAGCGGUUAUUUGGACUAAUUUAACUGAGCUAAGGAGACUCAGGACGUUCAUCCAACAGAAGGUUCAAGGGUUGCCUUGAACUCACGGGAGAUACACACUUGCUGACCAAGCCUGAUGGCUCGGAACCCCAGGAUCCACACUUCGGAAGGAGGGAACCAACUCCUGCCUCGUCUCUGGCAAUGUCAGCAUAGGUUUAAUUCUAGCCCUGGAGAGACGAGAUUUCUGCUGUGAGAAUUACCGGGAACCGUUCAUUAUGGGGGAUAUCCUGGCUCAUGAAUCUGAAUUACUUGGACUAGUGAAAGAGUAUUUAGAUUUUGCUGAAUUUGAAGACACCUUGAAGACGUUUUCAAAAGAAUGCAAAGUAAAAGGAAAGCCACUGUGUAAAACCGUUGGGGGGUCGUUAAAGAAGGACUCCAAGUUGCUCGUCAUCCAGAAGGAUUUGGUGGCAGCCUUUGACAGUGGAGACCAGAAAGCGUUCUUUGACUUGUGGGAGGGACACAUUCCCAGCUCCAUCAGAGAUACCGACUUGAUGGCCCAGAAGCUGGAAUUCUACCUUCACAUCCACUUUGCCAUCUACCUUCUCAAGUCUUCUGGAGGCAGGCCGGACAAACAGGAGCUAGAUGAAAGGAUUUCGUAUUUCAAAACCUACCUGGAGACCAAAGGGGCCGCCCUGAGCCAGAGCACGGAGUUUCUUCCCUUCUAUGCCCUCCCCUUUGUGCCCAAUCCCAUGGUCCACCCCUCAUUUAAAGAACUCUUCCAGGAUUCUUGGACUCCAGAAUUAAAGCAGAAGUUGGAAAAGUUUUUAGCUUUAAUUUUUAAAGCCAGUAACACACCAAGGCUUUUGACCAUCUAUAAGGAGAAUGGACCGAAUAGCAAAGAAAUGUUGCAGCAGCUUCACCAGCAGCUGGUGGAGGCGGAGCGCCGGGCCAUGACCUACCUGAAGCGGUACAAUAAGAUCCAAGCCGACUACCACAACCUCAUCGGCGUCACCGCAGAGCUGGUGGAUUCUCUGGAGGCCACCGUCAGCGGGAAGAUGAUCACCCCCGAAUACCUGCAGAGCGUCUGCGUCCGCCUCUUCAGUAAUCAGAUGCGGCAGAGCUUGGCACACAGUGUGGACUUCACAAGACCUGGGACGGCCUCAACCAUGUUACGCGCCUCCUUGGUACCUGACAGGAAGUUGAAGGAUGUCCCGUUACUGCCCUCCCUGGAUUAUGAGAAGCUGAAGAAGGAUUUGAUUUGGGGGAGUGACCGCUUGAAAGCCUUCUUGUUGCAGGCUCUGCGCUGGCGCUUGACCACGUCCCAUCCUGGGGAGCAGAGGGAGACCGUCCUGCAAGCCUACAUCAGCAAUGACCUCUUGGAUUGCCACAGCCACAACCAGAGGAGCGUGCUACAACUGCUGCACUCCAAGAGCGAGGCUGUGCGACAGUACAUGGCCAGGCUCAUCAACGCCCUGGCCUCCCUGGCUGAAGGUCGUCUCUACCUGGCCCAGAACACAAAGGUGCUGCGGAUGCUGGAGGGAAGGCUCAAGGAGGAAGACAAGGAUGUCAUCACCCGGGAGAAUGUCCUCGGGGCAUUGCAGAAGUUCAGCCUCAGGCGGCCACUGCAGACGGCGAUGAUUCGAGAUGGCCUCAUCUUCUGGCUGAUUGACCUGCUGAAGGACCCUGACUGCCUGUCCGACUACACGCUGGAGUACUCUGUGGCUUUGCUCAUGAACCUCUGCCUCCGCAGUGCAGGAAAGAACAUGUGUGCUAAGGUGGCGGGUCUCAUGCUGAAAGUUCUUUCGGAUCUCCUUGGACAUGAAAACCAUGAGAUACAGCCAUACGUGAAUGGGGCCCUGUACAGCAUCCUCUCCAUCCCGUCCAUCCGUGAGGAGGCCAGAGCCAUGGGGAUGGAGGAAAUCCUGCGGUGCUUCAUCAAAGAAGGCAGCGCCGAAAUGAUCCGCCAAAUAGAGUUUAUCAUCAAGCAGCUGAAUUCUGAAGAUUUACCGGAUGGUGUUCUUGAAUCCGACGAUGACGAAGAUGAAGAUGAUGAAGAGGAUCAUGACAUCAUGGAAGCUGACCUGGACAAAGAUGAACUGAUCCAGCCCCAGCUUGGAGAACUCUCAGGAGAGAAGCUUCUAACCACAGAGUACUUGGGGAUCAUGACCAACACGGGGAAGGCACGGAGGAGAGGGCUGGCCAGUGUGCAGUGGAGUGGGGAUGAGCCCCUUCGUCGGCCGGUCACCCCUGGUGGCCACAGGACAGGGUGCCCAGUGCUAGGAGACCAUCUCGUUUCUCCCCAGAAUGCCCAACAAACCAGAAACAGCUGCCUGCGGGCCAUGCCAGCCGCUCAGCCAGACGACUACACGGAGAGCAAGCCUGGUGUUGCUGGGCGUGGCACGUUCUCGGCACUUAUGGAUCACAGACCAAGAGAGUGGUCACCAUCUGGACACCAGGAGUCUCGCUCGAUUCCCACAGCAGCGCUCAGUUGGCCAAGGGAGAUAACCCAGGACCCAAGCAGUGGACACACCACCAGGAAGUUCACACCAGCCUUCACCUGCAAGCCCCAGGUACCCAGUACUCCAGAGACCGUGGAGCAGAAUGCACAGAAGGCAAAAGCAUUGUCUCUGGCCCCUCAGUUCUCCUUGAGUGGCCCCCAACAGGCCAGCCGUCCAGCUUCCACAGUGUCCUCCAUGAGAGGCCUACACAGCAGCCAGUCCUCCAGGAAAUGAAGAUGGCUUCCUUCCCAAGCCCUGACCAUCACGUUGUCCGAGGACCCCAACGGCUGGCUUCCGGUUCUCCAUCAGCCAG
Messenger RNA from Apodemus sylvaticus (European woodmouse), 2966 nucleotides. It is a transcript of the gene Armc9, whose product is annotated as armadillo repeat containing 9. Lineage: Eukaryota; Metazoa; Chordata; Mammalia; Rodentia; Muridae. The transcript is spliced from 26 exons. Gene Ontology annotation, biological process: cilium assembly. Bases 431 to 2887 code for a protein of 818 amino acids. The record is from RefSeq and is a predicted model, not a curated record. Gene Ontology annotation, cellular component: centriole; ciliary tip; ciliary basal body. Gene Ontology annotation, molecular function: protein binding.